This is a messenger RNA of Solea solea (common sole), 1750 nucleotides long. RefSeq names its product secreted frizzled-related protein 2 like (gene sfrp2l). Lineage: Eukaryota; Metazoa; Chordata; Actinopteri; Pleuronectiformes; Soleidae. Bases 95 to 1120 code for a protein of 341 amino acids. Gene Ontology annotation, biological process: non-canonical Wnt signaling pathway; negative regulation of canonical Wnt signaling pathway; canonical Wnt signaling pathway. The transcript has 3 exons. The record is from RefSeq and is a predicted model, not a curated record. Gene Ontology annotation, molecular function: Wnt-protein binding.
UCAAGUCCAGACAGAGCAGAGGUGCAGCAGCAGACUUCACCUCACUUCACUUCUGAAUGUGUGUGUGUGUUUAAUCGUUCUUGCAAAAGCAACAAUGCGUGUUUCUCUGCUGCUCAGCUUUGUUGUGCUGCUCGGAGCUUCCGGUGCCUCUGACACCGUGGUUCCUGUUCAGCUCGGCCCGCCAUCGCUCGGGUUCAGCUCUUCGGUCCGCUCGGUGUGUAAACCAAUCCCCAGCACUUUGUCCCUGUGCCACGGGAUCGGCUACAAGCUCAUGCGGAUCCCGAACCUGCUGGGCCACGACUCUCUGCGGGAGGCUCAGCAGCAGUCGGCGGCCUGGCUGCCGCUCAUCUCCAAACUCUGCCACCGGGACACCAAAAAGUUCCUGUGCUCGCUGUUCGCUCCGGUGUGUCUGCCGGAACUCAGCGGGCCGCUCAGCCCCUGCAGGAGCCUGUGCGAGGCUGUGCGGGACGGGUGCGUGCCUGUGAUGAGCGCGUUUGGAUUCCCGUGGCCCGAGAUGUUUAACUGCAGCCGGUUCCCGCGCGGGACCGAGCUCUGUAUCCCGGCAACCGGAGAGCAGGAGGGGCUAACGGCGGAGGAGGUGAAGCACGAGGAGGCAGUGAAAGGGACCAUUAUUUGUGAUGCCUGCAGUCUGUCUGCUGAAGGAGAGACUGACAUCCAGGAAAGCUUCUGCCACAGUCCUUAUGCAUUUAAGAUGCGUCUGGGCAGUGUGUCGACAGUGGGAGGGGACCGUCAGCUGGUGCCUACGGCCCGCAGCCGCAUCCUGAGGUGGGCUGGGGGAGGUGCCGAGAGGGCCGAAGGGAUCGGAGGUGCGAUGGCACACAGUGCUUUGUGGUUGCAAGAAGGAGCCAUCUGUACUUGUCCUGGUUUAGAUUCUGCAGUUGAAAACAAAGACGGGGGGCUCGAGGAGGAAGAGAUGGAUGGAGGACAAGCUAAAGGAGGGAAGGAGAGGAUUGGGUUUCAGGGUGGAUGGUACCUGGCUUUGGCUCAGGCUGAAGAGGGAAGGCUGGUGUUGACUCGGCUGGUGAGGUGGACCCGAGAGGACAAAGAACUGAAGAAGUUCAUCAGAGCUCUCCUUAGACAGCCUUGUCCAGAGCUGUAGACAUGCAGUUACCCACUGCAGUCCUUCCUCAUUGACAGUGGUGUGGGGUCUUGUAACUGUGUGUUGCCAAAAGCAACAUCAACAUCUUGUACACUAAUAUUUACCAAAGAGCACAUCAGGAGAUAGAACUGAAUUAAUCACUUGGGUAGAGACAAUUCAGAGUUUAAAUCUAUAUCUGUAAAUCUAUAUACUUGCCUCUUUCUUUAUGCAUUAAUGUUGAUUACAAAUGCUAAAUAUCAGAACAAAGCACCAGAUCAAAACUGCAGAGCUAAAUACGCAAUACAUACAUAUGUCGCUGUAUAUGUUGUGUUAUUUGACAUGUCAGUGUUCCCUCAGAGAAUAAGAGAGCAUCGUUUUUUUUUUUUUACCAAACUGACAAUUUCAGAGUUUUGUUUACCUUUGUUUACUUCACUGUAGUUCUAAAAAUCUCUCAAUCGCAUUUCAACAAACGUUACAUCUACACAGAGCAUGCAAUUUUAAUGAGAUUUUUAUUGUAUUUUUGUGUACAUUUGUGUAUAUGGAAGAAACUAAAUGGUUUUGGUAUUAGACGGAUUCCAUCAUAUUUUCUAUUUUUGCAUAUUUGGGACGAACCAAUGUAAUUUCUGUAAUGAUAAAAUCUCCUAUUCUGUA